Molecule: messenger RNA, 3117 nt
Organism: Colletotrichum scovillei
Lineage: Eukaryota; Fungi; Ascomycota; Sordariomycetes; Glomerellales; Glomerellaceae
Exons: 1
Coding region: 489-1871 (460 amino acids)
Source: RefSeq, a predicted model, not a curated record
CCGCACUCUCGAGUCUCCGUUCCUUCCAUUAAAAGUUCUUCUCGUAAUCAACCGAACCUGUGCCGGCGUGACCUACUGCGUACCUACCAAACGGAUCUUGCAUCCUCUGCUUCCCAUCUUCACUUCGUAUUCCCCGUCGAUUGAUUCUUCAUCCGUCUAUUCACACCGUUUCGUCGCCUCUUCCCACAACCAAACUGUACGACGCCAUCCCCAUUCCACCGUGUUUCGCCGUGGUGGCACAACACCUACGGAGUACACACACACACAUACACCUCACUCACACUUGUUUCCGACCCGCCUUACCCUAGGACUAGGUCACUACCUACCACAUCCUCCUCAUCCUCCAUCAAUCCGUCCUCAACUCUUCGCCCCCCCUCCCCCGUUUAAACCUCCCACUUCCCUCCAACAGAAGUCAAUCUCAAUCUUCACCACUGCCAUUGCGCUCAUUCUCGGUCCUCUACUCGUCGUAGAGCGACCGCAUCGCAACCAUGCGUCUCGGAUCAGCCGGCCUCGCGGCCCUACUCUGGUCCUCCUUCACCACCGCCUUUCCCUUUGUCGAUAAUGGCAGCAAGCCCCUGCCUGUCCUCCGACCCCGACAAACCGGCACCGGCUCGACGCCCACUUCCACAACACCCGUAGCCACGACUCCGGCGGCUACGACAGAGACCACAGCUGCGGCAGAGGCCACCACCACAGUCACCAUCACCACUACCGUGGGCGGCGGCGGAGGAGGAACAGUCACGUCGACCACAGUCUUCUUGCGUACAGUCACCACUACCGUUGUCGUCACCUCCACGACCUUCCAGACCACCACCAUCACCAGUAACGAUGUCGCGACCGCCACCGUGACCAACUAUGUCACCUCUACCGUCCUUGCCAAGCGCAGUCUCAACUUCCUUCCUGUUCUCGAUGCUCCCUACGACGCCCCGGCUGCUCAAAUCACGCCCGCCGCCGACGCCAACGAUCUCCGAAGAUACGGCGUCAUCGAGAAGCGCGCUCUCGUCACCGUAGUCGUCACCGUCUCCGGCUCAGCAGGCGCUGAUUCCACCGUCCUGGCCACCCGUACUAGCACCGUCCUCCUCACAACGACCUCGAAUACCAUCCUCACCUCCAUGGUCACAAGCACCCUUUUCAACAACGCCCAGACCACAAUUACCGUCGAAUCCACCCUGACCGUCACCUCAACCUCCAUCGACACCGCCGCGCCUACUACCGUUGAAAGCGGCCCGACGACCGGCAGCCUGGGCACCGCAACCGCGACGGGCGGUGCGCAGAGCACGGGUUCCAGCAGCAGCGGAGGCCUUUCCACCGGCGCACAGGCCGGAAUCGGUGUUGGUGUUGGCAUUGUUGGACUUGCUGCUCUCAUUGGUAUCGGAUACUGGCUUUACAAGCGCCGCAAGGCUAACCGACCUUCUCGCGCCGACCUCGACGACAUGCGCGCCUACGAUCCCAACGGUCCUUCGCCCCUCAGCGGGCCCGGUGGAGGUAUGUCCGAGACUGGAGCCGGCUAUGGUGGUGCUGCAGCAGGCGCUGCUGCGCUCGGAGCGGGUGCGGGAACGCAGAGACGGCAGCCCGUGCCCAAGCACCAGCUCUCGCCGCCCUCGCAAAGCGUGAGCCCCAUGACGAACAGCACCGUUUCGCCCGCGGGGGCCGGAUACGGAUCUCGCCCGCCGACGGGUGGCGCGCAGGAACUCGGUGGAACGAGAAUCCUACCCGCAGAGAUGGGAGGAGACGAGGUCGUCGAGAUGGGCGAGUCACAACCCAGGCCGCAGCAGCCGCCGCAACAGCAGUCGAGACCCGCGCCGGGUAUGACGUAUAAUUCGGGUCCUGUACCGGAUGUCUACGAGAUGCCUACCGAGAGGUAUCGAUAAUGCUAUAAUUUCUUUUGUUAUGUGUGUGUAAGCUUUGUUGUGGCAAGAUUGGAGGAAUUCAAGGAAAUGGGGAGACUAAAGGGAAAUGCAUAUAAGGAUCACCCAGAGGAUGGAUUGUCAUUUACCUGGACAUUUUUGAGAAAGCGUUGCAUCGAGUCCCAUACGGGAUAGAUUGGUAUGAGAAACAGGCAAGGAAAGCAGGCUCUAUAAAAAAGAAGAAGGACUGCUUCAGGGGAUGGGUGUAUUUCCACGUAGAGGAUAUUCGGUAGAUAAUCUUCGUAAUGUGUACGACAUGGAAAGAUGUGUGCAGUAAACCAUUGCUGUCAGUUUGUGAGACUUGAGGUGUUGAAGGAGGCUGAAAGGUCAGACGUCUUAUGAGAACAUCAGAAAAACGACUGAAGGUUCCUUGUAUUUAUGAUACGCUCGCUGGGUUCGGUUGUACUCCAGCCGUUUCGUCAUGUCAAACGGCGUCCCGGCGGAUGCGGCCUGCGACCUGCGAAGCUUGCCGGUGGGAGCGUGGCGUGCAGGUUAGAAUGCGGCGUUUGCUGACUGCGUCGGGGGAUAGAUGAGGUGGGCCUCACUCACUCACUCAAGUGGUCCUCACCGCGACGAGAUGUAGCUGGUUGGUCUUUAUUUGUGAAGGCCGUCAGUGAGAAUGCGGGAGAGGGGAAGGUUUUGAAGGGUUCGAGGGCUGAGCACGGUUUGAAUCUUGAAUCUCGGAGAGUGAAGUAUGCACGAAGGGGAGCACGGGGAUAGGUUUGUUGGCAGGGGCCAGUUGUUCAUCCCAAGUUGUUGAUGUUUCGUUUUGGAAGCUGGGAGAUGGGAUGGAAAUGUGUGAGUGUUUGCGUUCCUGGCUCUUGUGUAACCUUUGGGCGAUUGCUUCUACAUGGAAACAAUGAAAUCGCGGGUGUUUCAUUUGGUUUUGAGACGGAACUGCGUCGCAAUAUGACUCUAUCUACCUAAGGAUACCUCGUCAGUCAAUAUACAAUUUGAAUGCACUUGGUCUCGAUUGUGACGCGAACAAACUCGGUCGAUAUCGUUGGCGCAACUGGGGAUUUGCGUAGGUUUCUUCGGUACUCCGUAUUGUAGAUAUCAUACUCUUGAUCGCUUCGAAAAGUGGUUCCAAAUGCAGCUUGAUGCCUUCGUCCUCGCUGGCAACACCAUGCACUAAGUCUCGAAAAGAAGGGCCAGCGAGCAUGCCGGUUCUACAAACUCAUCGGCGACAAAAUUACCGAUGCUAUUGAAC